CCCACCCCCACUUCAAACUCCAACUCGAUCUCAGAUUAACAAACGUACAGCUAGAGCUAGAGUUGGAAGAAGAAGAACAAUACUUUGAUAGAGAAAUGGCUUCUUUCCUAGUUGAACAAGGCGGCGACGCCUCCAUCUCCGCCCUCCACUCCGACAUAAUCACCUCCCACAUCCUCACCCGCCUCGACGGCCCCACUCUCGCCUCUGCCGCAUGUACUUCCUCGCAGUUGCGAGCCUUCUCGGCCGAUCAGACACUCUGGAAGGACAUCUGUGCCACCACCUGGCCUUCCGUCUCCGAUAAACGUGUUCACGAUAUCAUUUCCACUUUCCCGUCCGGCCACCGCUCGUUUUUCUCAGACUCCUUCCCUCUUCUUGAUCACUCUGCUUGCUCGUCCGAUACCAGCAGCCGUUUGGUAAUUCCGGCCUCGGAGCUGAUCUCCGCUGUGGAUAUAUUCUACAAGGGGGAGCUCGUUUUCUCCAAGGUUCAUGAGACCGAGACCGAGACCGGGUGGAUCCUGUGCUCACCCUUCCGGAUUGAUCUGCUCGACCCAAAAGAGACCGUUCCGACUCCAAUACGACACAUCGGAGAAACCAACGAGUCCCUUAAGCACUUGGAGGAGAACUUGACAUUGAGCUGGAUCGUGAUUGACCCCGCGCAAAAGCGCGCGGCCAAUCUUUCCAGCCGUAAGCCAGUGUCGGUCACCCGACACUGGCUUACCGGCGAGGUACAGCUCCGUUUCGCGAUGAUCAUGCCGGGGAAUCGUCGCGGGGAGUUUGUGCAGUGCGGGAUGGUCUUGACGUGCAAGGGGAGCGACGGAGGGAAGCUGCACGUGAGGGAGGUGAGCAUGCAGAUGGAGGCCAUGGAGGGGAACCACCUGAACGGGAAGGAGAGUUUGGUAAUUCUGCAAGGGGCGAUUGAGGGAGGGAAGAGGAAGAGGGAGAGCGAGGAGGGAGGUGAAGGGAAGGCGAGAUUUGGGGAGUUUCUGGAGAUGAAGAGAGAGAGGAAGGAGAGGACGCAGAGGAGAGAGAGGGCUUUGGAUAUGGUCUGCAUUGCUGCUGGUGUUACUUUGUUCAUGGCUUUUUGGUCCUUCGUCUUGUUCCGAUAG
Messenger RNA from Fragaria vesca subsp. vesca, 1106 nucleotides. Its product is annotated as F-box protein At2g27310-like. The transcript has a single exon. Bases 96 to 1106 code for a protein of 336 amino acids. Lineage: Eukaryota; Viridiplantae; Streptophyta; Magnoliopsida; Rosales; Rosaceae. The record is from RefSeq and is a predicted model, not a curated record. Gene Ontology annotation, molecular function: protein binding.